Messenger RNA from Rhodotorula graminis WP1, 267 nucleotides. RefSeq lists its product as uncharacterized. The annotation marks the transcript as partial. Lineage: Eukaryota; Fungi; Basidiomycota; Microbotryomycetes; Sporidiobolales; Sporidiobolaceae. Gene Ontology annotation, molecular function: protein binding. The record is from RefSeq and is a predicted model, not a curated record. The transcript has a single exon.
UCGGCCUCGUCUGGCGCCGCCACGCCGUCGCGCGCAGCGCCGCCGCCCGGUCUCGGCGCGUUCCCGCCGGCCGAGGUCAUGUGGCAGUACCGCGACCCGUCGGGCCAGGUCCAGGGCCCGUUCUCGGCGGCGACCAUGCACGACUGGUACCGCCAGCAGUUCUUCACGCCCGACCUGCGCGUCAAGCGCACGACCGACACCGAGUUCGAGUCGCUCGAGAACCUCAUCCGCCGCACGGGCGACUCGGACAAGCCGUUCCUCGCGCCC